Symbiodinium sp. CCMP2592 is the source of this 1434-nucleotide messenger RNA. NCBI's taxonomy places the organism in Eukaryota, Dinophyceae, Suessiales, Symbiodiniaceae. The record is from the annotation of a GenBank genome assembly.
AUGGUAGCUGUGGAGCCGACCUACUUGAAUCCAGUGCUGGACCGUUUGUCCGAUGCUGCCGGCUACUUCACGCCCCGACAAUUCAGCCACGCGCUGACCGCCCUUUCCCUCCUCUCGGGGGCCCAGGCCUCCUCGCCAGGAGGACCCAUGGCAGGAGCCAUCGCAAAGAUCUUGGCCGUGCCUCCACUCUUCCUCCACCAACUACCGAGCACCUUGACUUUGCAGACUUUGGAGGCGCUUCUGAAGCUCAACUGUCUCUCUUCGCCUGUUGCAGAGGUCUUGCUUCGCGAGCUGCCCAAUGCCUGGCAGCUCAGCAAAGAGGAGCUUCUUCGUCUUCUGCACAUCCUUUCCGAGGCGGCUCCUCGUGCAGGAAAGCCAGGCGUGCGCUUGCAUCUCCUUGCGGUCGCACUUUGCGACGCGCGCGCCGCUCUUCGGGGUCGGCUGAGGGGCGCGGAGGGCCUCUCCGAGGAGGAGCUUCUACAAGCUCUGAUGGCUUGCGCCGAGAUACAGUCUUUCCUCGAAGACGUGGACAGCGAGUCCCCCACCAAACCUCUGCAAGAUCUCGCCAAGGCCGAGCAAAGCCUCGGCAGCUGGCUGCAGAGGCGUGCCAUGCAACGCUAUGACCUGUCCGGCGGGCGCAGCUUCGAGAAGCUGCUGCUGACGGAGCUCUCUGCCGGAGGCCCCGUCUCGCCCCGAGCAGCGCAAGCCCUGGCAUUGCUGCGGCCCUCGGAUUGCUCCAGGCUCUGCCAGGCCUUAGGCCAAUUCGCACGCCGAGAGCGGAAGAACGCCGCGCAGCCGAGGAGCCCCCCUGGCCCUGCCAUCCCGGGUUUCGUCGCGAAGUUGGUCCCCGCUUUGGUGCAUCGCCUUCUUGAGCAAUUGGAGCUUCUUUCGGCUGAGGAGAUGGUGUGCGCGUGGUCUGCACUCUCUGCAGAUCUUUGCUACAGUGAUGAUUACCUGUGUGAUCGCUUCUCCAAUGCUCUGAUGGUGCGCAUCUUUCCCGUUCGGGGAGAGGCUCAUGCUGCAGCACUGGGCCAAGCCUUGGCCUGCGCGGCCAGCAGUGCCGCACCUUUUGCCGAACUUCUGCAAGCCGGAGUUGAGGAACUCCAUGGCUGGAACCGCGAGGAUGAGCAGCUUGAGCAGGCCAUGUGCCGGAGCCUGGCGCUGGACGUCCAAGAGCUCACUGAUGGAAGGGCUUCCCCCUGGACGUGGCUGCAGCAGAUUCGCAGGCACUACACAAAUGCUGCAGAGGUGCUGAGCCCUGCGGAGGAUUCCUGGGUGUUGAAAGCUUCAGCUGUGGAGGAUCUUUGUUCAAGCUGGCACGCUUUGCGAGGCCGGGGGCAGCCUUCUCCUUGCAAAGUCAAGGAAUCCCAGCAAGUCGAGGGAAGCGGCGACGUGGAUUCGCACGAAGAAUCCGCUACUGCCAUCUCACCGUAG